AUGUCACGAUUAACAAAAUUGUGCCGAGAUGAGAACUCCUGUCCGAAUGCGAAUUGGGAAAAGAUCAGGUGUACGCUGAAACGCGAAUUCCUAUCUUACGACAAGGCUCUAAAUGAACUGAACAGAAUGGAAUCAAUGCCGGACACGGAAGCGGAUGAAAAGGAUGCACAACCGGAAGUCAAAAAGGUUCGCCAUACGAACAUUGCUAAAAAAGUACCAAAAAUUCACCAGGGAACUGUCAAGGAUUUUAAUGAAUUUUUAACGAAUCCGGAAAACGAGCCGACUGCCGAAUUUGCAAUCAAUGAAUUGAAGAACAAUGAAGAAAUGGCUUUUGCACUUGAUCCAUCAGACAUGAUCGUUUACGAGGAAAACAUAUCCUCAAACACCGAUGUUGAAGGAACCCAACCUUGCGACGUUGAACGUAAUCUUCCAGUUGGUACCGUAGAGUUUUUAUCAGAGCCGGAAACGUGUGGCAAUGCCCCUAACGCUACACUGUCAACGAUCGUAGCGAAUCAAGUAGUGAUUAAUAAUAAUCAACUAAAAAUGAUGACUUUCUUGGCACAACUCGCAACCGCCGUUGAUAUGCUCAACAAAAGUGUAAUAUCAAUUGAGAACAGCGUGCAAUCCAAAUCUCGUCCUGAAGUUAUUGAGGUCACGUUCAAACCUGUCAGUUCCCGUGAGGAAUUGGACCACUUGGAAGCCGAUCUCAAAAACGAAUCAAACAUGUUGCGUUAUAUUGAAAAACUAAGUUCCAUUUGUGGAACUACUGGUAAAUCGGAUGGAAUUGACAGUGCGUACCGCCUUAUCGACUGCAUGGCAACUCGAGAAGUGAUAAACAUGUGCUCUUGGGCAGGACAAACCCGAGAAAAUUGCGAUCAAACUGGAGGUCUACCAAAUGGAGCGAUUGAAUCUGACGUGGGUUCAGUUAAGAUUCCGCUUAAAUUUUACACCAAGUUCCGUGAACUUUUCUUCAGAAUCAUUAAGUUGGCAGACCGAGAGUUCUCAGAAGCAUCCUGCGAGAAGUUCUUGAAGGGUAUAAUGAAAAACAGCAAACAACGAUUGGCCUCCAAAGUUGCGUCAACACACAAGAACCGACCGAAGAACCUAAAAUAUGAAACCAAGAAGAGUAAUAUUAGCGGAACCUCAUUGAAAAACGGAUAACACAUAUUUGUUCCUUCGAUAUAAUUUAAUUUAUUUUUAC
Molecule: messenger RNA, 1201 nt
Organism: Topomyia yanbarensis
Lineage: Eukaryota; Metazoa; Arthropoda; Insecta; Diptera; Culicidae
Exons: 3
Coding region: 1-1161 (386 amino acids)
Source: RefSeq, a predicted model, not a curated record